This is a messenger RNA of Rotaria sp. Silwood1, 267 nucleotides long. Lineage: Eukaryota; Metazoa; Rotifera; Eurotatoria; Philodinida; Philodinidae. The record is from the annotation of a GenBank genome assembly.
AUGGCUACCACUCAAGCACCACCACCCUAUCAAGGUGCUCCGCCUGCUACUGGUGCUCCCCCUUAUGGUGCUCCUCAAUAUGGAGGAGGAGCUCCGAUUAUUAUCAUGCAACAACAACAGCAACAACAACAGCAGCAACAGCAACAAGUACAGCAGACAGUUAUUGUUCAAGCACGUGGUACUAAUCAUGGUUUAUGUUGCCUCAUUUGUUUACUUACGGGAGGAUUUAGUUUACCGUGUUGGAUUUAUGCUUGUAUCACUGACUAG